Messenger RNA from Cyclopterus lumpus (lumpfish), 2701 nucleotides. It is a transcript of the gene smyd5, whose product is annotated as SMYD family member 5. The record is from RefSeq and is a predicted model, not a curated record. The coding region runs from base 35 to 1288 and encodes 417 amino acids. Gene Ontology annotation, molecular function: protein binding; histone H4K20 methyltransferase activity. Lineage: Eukaryota; Metazoa; Chordata; Actinopteri; Perciformes; Cyclopteridae. The transcript is spliced from 13 exons.
GGUCAGAGUUGAAAGGGGAAAGGUCGACAGAAACAUGGCUGCUCCCGUGGAUGACAUGUUUUCCUUCUGCGUGGACCCCGGCAGAGUCUCCAGCUGCGUGGACGUUAGAUUUAUAAACAACGUGAAGGGCAAAGGUCUCUUUGCCAAAAAGAGCAUCAAGAAGGGAGACGCCCUUUUUCUUGAGCGGCCUCUGGUCUCUGCUCAGUUCCAGUGGAAUGCUUUGUAUAAAUACAGAGCCUGUGAGUACUGCUUACGCGCUCUGGAGACUGCAGAGGAGAAUGCGAGGAGACUCAGCGGCAUCCCUGGACUCAGCCUCCCUCAUCCUCAGCUCUGCCGUGUUCGACCAGAGCUGCACCAAGGCUGCCCUCAGUGCCAGGUGAUGUACUGCAGCAGCGAGUGUCGACAAGCUGCAGCAGAUCAGUACCAUCGAGUUCUGUGUUUAGGCUCCUCCCAUGACGAUCCGGACCAUCCUGUCAACAAGCUUAAAGAUGCAUGGAGGAGUAUGCAUUAUCCCCCAGAGACCUCCAGCAUCAUGCUUAUGGCCAGGAUGGUAGCUGCUGUCAAACAAGCCAAAGACAAAGCACACUGGCAGCAGCUGUUUUCCCACUUCUGCAGCCGGACAGGUAAUGAGGAAGAGGAGAUCGCCCAUAAGCUCCUGGGAGAGAAGUUCAGAGGGCAGCUGGCUUUGCUACAGAGCCUUUUUAAAGCGGCACUUCAUGACGAUCAUCUCAGUCGGUGGUUUGCUCCUGAGGGUUUCCGCUCUCUGUUCGCUCUGGUGGGAACCAACGGACAAGGCAUCGGCACGAGCUCUUUGAGUCGGUGGGUUCAUGCCUGUGAUGCACUUGAGCUUCCUGCCCAGCAGAAGGAGCAAUUGGACUCUUUUAUCGACCAGCUGUACAAGGACAUCGAGAAAGAAACGGGAGACUUCCUAAACUGUGAGGGCUCUGGGCUGUUUCUGCUUCAAAGCUCAUGUAACCACAGCUGCAUACCCAACGCAGAGGCGUCCUUCCCCGACAACAAUUUCCUGCUCCAGCUCUGCGCCCUUAGUGACAUCAACCCAGGAGAGGAGAUCUGCAUCAGUUAUUUGGACUGCUGUCAGCGGGACCGAAGCCGUCAUAGCAGACACAAAGUUCUGAGGGAGAACUACCUGUUCGUCUGCUCAUGUCCAAAGUGCAUCUCCCAGAUGCACGAGCUGGACGUGACGUCAGAGGAGGAAGAGGAAGACGAAGGCGAGGCCGAAGGUGAAGCGGAGGGGGAUGAGAUGGAAGAUGAGAUGACGGAUGUCUGACGAAAGACUUGCUCAUAGUGGUUGGCCGCUCCCUUUCCUGCCACCACGCUAAGCAACCAUGACGCCCCGAGGGAUAACGACCAGUUAAUUUCACCAGAACUGUCCAAAUGUGUGGGAAAAGUUAUGAACAAUUACCUGACACAUUUCACUCAUUCUUUGUCUUGUUUUUGGAGAAAAAUGUGAUGUCAGUAUUAGGACAGUGAUGGUUUUUUGCUGCACUUCAGCACACUGGGUGAAAUAAAACAAAGGCUAUGAUUUUCACCACCUCUAAAUGUGAACGUAAACACCUUUUUUUUAAUUAAUUAAUUUUUUUUAUAUCUACAUUAAUAAUAUGACCUAUUGCCUCAUUAAGUAGGUACCAAACACCCCUUGAACACCUGCUCUCCAGUGGACACAUUUCUCUCCUUGAUGCAGUGACGUUCAAGUGGACUCCAGUUCACCUUGACAUCACCGCGUUUAGUUAUAGAUGCACCGGAGCAUAUUUCUGACGACGCCUGGCAGUCAAAGGUGAAAAACGCAAACCAAAUUCAAACCGGAGAAGGCAAGUAAACCGUUUUAUAUAUUUUUAACAGCUGCCUGCCGCUGCUGGAAAUGUCAUUGAUAAGUUCGGUGAGAAUAAAUCACAAAAAUGAGUUCAAAGACUCCAGAGGAGGGUGAUUAUUCUCUGAAGGUUUGUCACUUUGAGUGGUCGUACACAGUCCUUUAAUCCAUUGUUAAUAUAUGAUUGCAGCGGCUUUUACAUUACCGUCUUACCUGUUCAAAUGUUCCACAUAACUCAAUGUGCUGGAGAAAACUGUCCUGAUACUUAAUGUCUGACCUUCAGCUCCACUAAAUCAAACUCAGAGGAUGUGUUAUCAUCCCUCUCAAACAAGGCAAAGUGAUAAAGCCAAGGCCAAUUGAUUCUCAGGUGUUUUUCCUCCACUUAAGGAGUUUCUUACAUGACUAUGCAUUAUUGUAUUGAAGAGGCUUUUUAUUUAUAUUCGGUUGUAAUUACAGUCUUGUCAUGUGGGAGGCAUGCGGGCGGUGAUGUAUAGUUUGGUUUUCAUACGAUGAUCUAUGGGGUUAAGUUAAACCUUCCUUAAUGUAUUAUGGAGACCUUGAGUUGAAAAUUGCUUUGUCAGUAACUGUUGGCCCUUUUGUUGAGGACUGUAUUUCAAACCGCAGUUCCACAUGAGUCAAAUUGCUGCUGCCCACACAUGAAUCAAUAUUACAACAAUGACUGUAAUCACAAAUCCCAAUAUUUUCAGUUACUCCACAAAGAUUGGAGAAACCGAAUGAGUAAUCACAUUUUUUUGUUUUGUUUACAUCCAGCACGGUGGCACAGGAGAAUGUGAAAGUCACAUGUAUGAUUUAAAUAUAACCGCAGCCUAGCAGUUGUCAUUUUUACUACUGUGGCAUAAACCAUUGAAAUUG